GGAGACAGGCAGCAACAGAUUCUUGAGAGCCUAUUUAUACAUUUUUCUAGUGUUUACUCCAAACUGUCUCGUCUACAGUCAGUGCCAGAGAAUACCCCUGUUGGUUAUGGCACUGGAAUCCUGUUCUUAACUGCUUUUCAGACAGUUUUACUCUUCAUCUUGAGAAUAGGAAGAGGACAGGCUGCAUAAGACAAGUGUCUGUCGCUUGUGCUGGAGUAAGUCGAGAGUGAAGGAGUCAUAUCUCUUGGCGGACUAAAAUUAGCAAGGGCCAAAACAUCCUGAUCACAUGGGACCUUGUGGACACAGUUGACAAGAAUCGCCUCUACUUGCCUGAAGAAAAAAAGGAUAUCUUUAGGUUUUGCCUCGAUCUUUUAGUGUGGAGAUAAAGGCCCCUCUACCUGGAAUCAACACAGGUCAAUUGUCUUCCCAACUCCAUACCAGCCGCUGAAGAAAGGGUGACAAGCUUUCCUUUUUGACACUGCUGGAAAGCCCCAUCACCUACACGGUAUUUUCCUCCUCAUCAUAGAUAUUCCCUUUUUUAAGGUUUUCCAAACAUACCAGAUGCUUCUGUGAAAGAAACGUCAUGGAGCAUGGAAGUUCUGACAUUUGUAACUACACUUGGAUGAAAACACUUGGAUUUCGAACAAAGCCUAGGAGAGGGGUCCCAUAUGAACAGAAGGAGGUAAACCGUAAAGGGAAAAAUGCCACCGCGAAACCCCCUAAAGUCCCUAGUACAGAAGUCCCUAAUACAAGAGUUAGUUUGGAAAUAUUUACAAAAGCAUCAAAUGAGCCGCUGGCUCGACUUACGAACCUUGAGGAAUCACACCUUGAGAACGAGGACAAAAGCUUCUGGGAAUGGCGUGAGUCCUGGAAGUGCAUAAAACCUCCCCAAACUGAGGAGGAAGAUGAGGAAAGUGAGGAGGAGGAGCAAGAUGGAGAGAGUGAGGAAGACGAAGAGGAGGAGGAGGAGGAGGAAGAAGAGGAAAAUGAAAGUGAGCAUGAGCAAUCUACAGUGCAGUCCAUGAACAAUGUACAGAGCAGUGAACAAUCUAAUAUCCCCUGGUGGCGUAAUACUUUUACGACCCAAUCACGAGCGCUCAUGUCAUCAUCCUAUCCUAAAAGUGUGCCUGAAGUAGAUGUCAACAUCAAGAAGGACAGUGAGAAUAAGGUUGAAGAUAAGAAGAUGGAGGACGAGGAGGAGGAGGAGGAAGAAGAGGAAGAAGAAGACAAUAAAUCUGAACAUGAGCAAUCUACAGUACAGAAUAGUGAACAAUCUAAUAUCCCCUGGUGGCGUAAUACUUUUACGACCCGAACACGAGCACUCAUGUCAUCAUCCUAUCCUAAAAGUGUGCCUGAAGUAGAUGUCAACAUCAAGAAGGACAGUGAGAAUAAGGUUGAAGAUAAGAAGAUUGAGGAAGAAGAGGAGGUGGACGAGGAUGAGGAGGAGGAGGAGGAAGAGGAAGAAGACAAUAAAUCUGAACAUGAGCAAUCUACAGUGCAGUCCAUGAACAAUGUACAGAAUAGUGAACAAUCUAACAUCCCCUGGUGGCGUAAUACUUUUACGACCCAAUCACGAGCGCUCAUGUCAUCAUCCUAUCCUAAAAGUGUGCCUGAAGUAGAUGUCAACAUCAAGAAGGACAGUGAGAAAAAGGCAGAAGAUGAGGAGAGUGAGGAAGAGGAUGGGGAUGGGGAAGAAGAUGAUGAGGAUGAAGAUGUAAAAGAAAAUCGGAAAAAUAAGGAUCAGAAACGGGUUGAGGAGGAGAAGAAAGAGAGUGAGGAAGAGGAGGAGGAGGAAGAGGAUGAUGAGGAGGAGGAAGAAGAGGACAAUGAAACAAACCGUCUACAGAACAGAGAACGAUCGAAAAUCUUCUGGUGGCGUAAUCGAGCACGGGCGCUCAUGUCAUCAUCCCGUCGUAAAAGUGUGCCUGAAGUAGAUGUCAACAUCAAGAAGGACAGUGAGAAUAAGGCAGAAGAUGAGGAGAGUGAGGAGAAGGAGGAGGAGGAGGAAGAUGAUGAGGAUGAAGAUGUACAAGAAAAUCAGGAAAAUAAGGAUCAGAAACAGGUGGAGGAGGAGGAAGAGGAGGAAGAAGAGGACAAUGAAAGUGAACAUGAACAAUCUACGGUGCAGACCAUGAACAAUGUACAGAGCAGUGAACAAUCUAACAUCCCCUGGUGGCGUAAUACUUUUACAUACCGAGCACGGGCGCUGAUGUCAUCAUCCUAUCCUAAAAGUGUGCCUGAAGUAGAUGACAACAUUAAGGACAGUGAGAAUGAGGCAGAAGAUAAAAAGAGUGAGGAAGAGGAGGAGGAGGAGGAGGAGGAGGAGGAAGAAGAGGAGGACAAUGAAACAAACAGUCUACAGAACAGACAACGAUCGAAAAUCUUCUGGUGGCGUAAUCGAGCACAGGCGCUCAUGUCAUCAUCCCGCCGUAAAAGUGUGCCUGAAGUAGAUGUCAUCAAGAAGGACAGUGAGAAUAAGGCAGAAGAUGAGGAGAGUGAGGAAGAAGAGAGUGAGUAUGAGGACGUAGAUGAAGAAUUCAUAGAUUCAGAGAAAGAGGGUGUUCAAAAAGAAGAUGCUGAAAUUAAAGAUGAAAACAAGUAUCCAAACAUUCAGAUACAAAAGGAGGACAGUGAGUCUGACAGUGAGUAUGAGGAGCUAGAUGAUGAAGGACCAGAUAAGGACAAGAAUCAGAACUUCCAGGAGCAGAAGGAGGAGAGCGAAGAGGAGGAGGUGGAGGAUGAGGAGGUGGAGUAUGAAAAGGAAAAACUAGAAGAGGAUAAUGUUGGUAACAAAGAUGAAAAAGAAACUAAAGCUUGGAGGAGCAUCACAUUUUCUCAAAGGGAGGAGAAGGAGGCAGAGGAGGAGGAGGAGGAGGAGGAGGAGGAAGAAGAGGACAAUGAAACAAACAGUCUACAGAACAGUGAACGAUCGAAAAUCUUCUGGUGGCGUAAUCGAGCACGGGCGCUCAUGUCAUCAUCCCGUCGUAAAAGUGUGCCUGAAGUAGAUGUCAACAUCAAGAAGGACAGUGAGAAUAAGGCAGAAGAUAAGAAGAGUGAGGAAGAGGAGGAGGAGGAUGAUGAGGAGGAGGAGGAGGAUGAGGAGGAGGAGGAGGAAGAUGAUGAGGAUAAAGAUAUACAAGAAAAUCAGGAAAAUAAGGAUCAGAAACAGGUUGAGGAGGAGAAAGAAGACAAUGAAAGUGAACAUGAACAAUCUACAGUGCAGUCCAUGAACAAUGUACAGAGCAGUGAACAAUCUAAUAUCCCCUGGUGGCGUAAUACUUUUACGACUCGAGCACGGGCGCUCAUGUCAUCAUCCUAUCCUAAAAGUGUGCCUGAAGUAGAUGUCAACAUUAAGGACAAUGAGAGUAAGGCAGAAGAUAAAAAGAGUGAGGAAGAGGAGGAGGAGGAGGAGGAGGAGGAGGAGGAGGAAAAGGAUGCAAAUGAAGAACAACAAGAUAAACCAGGAUAUAAAGUUACUGACAGAAUAGAAAGAGAACGUGAGACUUGGAAGAGCAUCAAACUCGACCAAACUGGGGAGGGAGAGGAUGAGAGUGCGGAGGAGGAGGAGGGGGAGGAUGAAAAUGAAGAACCACAAGAUGAGCCACAGCAAAACAUUACUGACAGAGAAGAAAGAGAAAGUGGGGCUUGGAAGGGCCAAACUGAGGAGAAGGAUAAGGAGAGUGAGGCGGAGGAGGGAGAGGAGGACAAUGAAAAUGAACAACCACAAGAUGAAACAGACGAUAAAGUUUCUGACAGAGAAGAAAGAGAAAUUGAGGCUUGGAAGGGCAUCAAACCUUCUAAAAUGGAGGAGGAAGAUGAGGAGAGUGAGGAAGAUGGGGAGAGUGAGGAGGAAUCGGAGGAUGACGAAGAUGAGGAUGGUAGCUAUAUUGAAGAGAUAUAUUAUAUUGAGAUAAAACACAAACACGAAGAGGAGGAAAGUGAGGAUGAGGAUAUCGAUCAAAUGGACAUUGAAGAAACAAAGUGGGGAGAAUCUUGGAAGCAUUUCAUCAUGCCGUUUCAUUUUGUAGAAAAGCCCAUUCCACCGCCUCCAAUGCUGAUAGAAUGGACUAACGCUUGGAGGAUUUCAGAACCAGUUGAAUUCGACGUAGCUCCUUCGGAAGCCACGGUUGAGGAUUUGGGUGAUGAUGAAUCAACAGACCCCUUUGUUCAUGGUGAAAUAUUUCCUGUGUGCAGGGAACACAAAUGCACCUUGUGGGAUGCCGACAGAUGUAAAGAUGCCUGCCUGCCUGAGUGGGAUGCAUCGUGGGAGGCUACAAAAAAUCUGCUUGUUAUCGCACGUGUGAAGGCCAUUUUGGAAGCUAAGCGCGAAGAGGAGAAAAAGCAAAUUGAGCUGAGUGAGGAAAGUGACAGUGACAGUGACCAUGAUGAAUUUCCCAAAAGGUUGAAGCCCAAAAACAAAGCAAGAGCUAUAAAAAAUAACUUGAGAAGUUUAUUUCAUUAUAAUUUCCCACAACAGUGGAGUGAGGCCUGGAAAUCUCCCCAAUCACAGCCUGAGGAAUAUCUCAAGUCAAAGAAGCCCAUAACAACUAUGCAGUUUAGGCCAAUAGCACCCCAACCUGUUUUAAAUAAUGACUCUAUGGAAAAUUGGGGAGAGUCAUGGAAAUGCACUAAAUUUCAGCACAAAUCCAACAAGCCCUUGGCUACAAAAUGGCAAGUUUCGAGUUCUGUUCAUCAUGGAAGCAGAGAAGAUCCGAUGGGCUGGGUAGGUGCAAACAAAUCAAACACACUUCAUAAAAAGGACACUAAAGUAGAGAUGCUAGAUUCCAAUGAUACAGAUGAUGAGUGUUCAGACAAAGAAACGGAAGAGGAAACCGAGUCAGAGGAAGAAUCUGAGUCAGAGGAAGAAGCACACGGGUAUAGUUGGACUGAGCCCUGGCAACGCACAAAUUUGCCACAACUUUUUAAGAGUAAAUUAUACUUAUUUGACCCACUUCUGAACAUGGAAGAGGUUCCACCCUGGGCCAGAACUUGGAAGUUCAUGAAUCUUUUACCCCGCCAAAAGAAGCCAUUAUGGGACGUUGAGUCCCAUGAAACCUUUGACAUGCAUAAAUGGCCACCCUUUCCUAAAAUUAUACCGCCCCCACGAAAGUCUGCAAACUCAUGGGCCCUCUCGUGGAUGACUUUUGCCCCUCAGCUAGAGUGGGAAGGCAAUCCAGAAGUACCCUGUCAUGAGGAUAACGUGUUGUGGAGAAGGAGAAAGAGCAACUUGCACCGGUGUUUCCCCCUCAACGCUGACAGUCCGCCACAGGAAUUAUGGGACAAAUCUUGGAGAUUCAUGAAGUUAGAAAGUGAACCUGAGCCAGAGGAAGAGGACGACAAUUGCACUGGUCCAGAUAAACUAAUAAUAUUACGAAGAAAGGUGAAAGACAGCUGGGACUUGCUCUCCAAGUUGGAGGAAACUAAGCCAUUUCCUCCAAUGUGGGCUAAAGGUUUUAAACUAACGAAGAUCGGAUACUGGCGUGUAACAAAUUUGAUUCAAAUACUACCAUCGCCACCGCCAGUGCGAAAACUUCAACCUGAACCUCAGGCAGACGAAGCUUGUGUUGGUGGAAGGCGCAUGGUGGGCCGAUUAGUCUCACCAUUUUUAGCGAGAAAAUGUCCUCUUAAAGCAUCCUCGUAAUGAAGAAAAUGACAGAGCAUGCCCCUAAACCCCCUAACAUGAUGAACUUACUGUCCACUGGGAAAGUGGAAAACCUUGGACCAAAAAGUUAUCCUAAUAGUUAUCCUAAUAUCCUUUUUUGCAUUAGCCAUGAUGAUAAUACUGUUACCCUAUGCCCUACUGUAUGCAUGAACAAACAACCUAAUAUACAGCAUAUUGACCACUGCUGAAGCAACAAGGAAUCCUGUCCUCAAAAUCCACAAAUCCCUGCUCUCUCCACCACUCCUGCCAUCACCAACCAAAGAACACUAUGAAAUGAACUUCAAGUUCUGGAAAGAGUACUGCCUUCCCCACAUUUGCUCAACCAGUGCAAGGUCAAUAUACCUAAAUACCCAGCCAAUUUGUGUCCUAGGUGCUGUUUCAAAGCAAGGUGGAGAUCUGCUGCUAUAGUAAAUUACAUCCUCUGAAAAAUGCCCUGGUACCCCUGGAAAUACACUUAAUAAUAAUAAUAUGAUAUAAUUCAUAAUAUCAGGACUUAGACACCUGCCAACAGCUAAUAAGGUCGGCCCAGAACCGCUAACCCCCAAUGCAUACGUAGGCCUACAAUGUAAUGAGGACCCAAUCUGAGGCCCCUCGGAUCCCUGGGCCUGUCAGCUUCCUUGGAUGUACCUUACAUUGGCGAUCUCCUGCUAGUUUUCAGCAUCGGAUGUUCACUUACUGCUCCUACAAAAUCAACCUCAGUGCUAAGCCCUGGAGAAUAUUCAAAGGACAGACUAAGACCAGGAGAUAAGGUUGUGAAGCACCCUACUGUAGCCAUCUACUUGGACUGAAGUCAUGGGCUAAAAGGCAAAACAUGGUUGUAUCACACUUGAUUAUUGGAAGCAAUGGGAAGUUUGCUCCUCUACAGAAAAUGUUUCUUAAAUGCUUUGUUCCUCUUGAUUUGUGCAGAAGCAAAUGCCUAAAAGUAAGGCAUGAAUGGGCUUGUUUGUCUUCCCUGUCAGUUGAAUUUGAAAUUUCAUUAGUUUUUACCACCCAGUUUCAAUUCUGCACGAGUUUAUUGUUCAGUUAUUUAGACACUCUUUUACAGCUAUACAUUAUGGUCAAAACCUAAAACAAAUUGUAUUCAAUGUAACAACACACAGCUGUCUGACCUUUGUACGAAAAAAUAGAAUAACCACCCCCCCCAAAUAUUCAAAUGUAUAUUUCAUUAGCUCUGAUUCUGCACAUACGUAUAACCCCCUCCCCUUAUUUUGUGACUUAAUAAUUUCAGUGAUUGUGAGGUCUAUUUAUUUAUUAAAUGUUAAUGUGUUUUCUUUA
Engraulis encrasicolus (European anchovy) is the source of this 6937-nucleotide messenger RNA. RefSeq names its product myb-like protein X. The transcript is spliced from 3 exons. NCBI's taxonomy places the organism in Eukaryota, Metazoa, Chordata, Actinopteri, Clupeiformes, Engraulidae. The record is from RefSeq and is a predicted model, not a curated record. The coding region runs from base 584 to 5641 and encodes 1685 amino acids.